CUCUGUCGCUCUCAGCGCCAACACGUGCUUGCUGAUUACUUCAUUGCAUUCUUUGGUGAUUUAGUGCAGUUUUUAGAAUCGAACGAAUUUAUAAACAAAUGGAACCUGGGAUUUGUUAUAUCAAAGAAGAGUACCUGGUGCAGGAGGUAAAAGAUAAGCCUCUUUCGGCUGACACCGCUGAGCAGGAAAAUAAAAGAAAAUCAUCAGAUGAAAGUGCAUCUCAAAAUGGAAGGUCUCAAAAAUACCAAAAGACUAAUAAAAAGGAAAGGAAACGUGGUCAGAACAAAAAUCGACCAGUUUUCAAGCAAGAUAGCUCGUUGUUAUUGUGCCAUUCGCUUAUGAACGGUCCAGAUUUGGAAAAAUGCAGACAUGAAAAUUGCCGGUAUGUACACGAUCUAUCCGAGUACUUGGCAUCCAAGCCCGAAGAUUUGGGUUCAAAGUGUCCCAUCUUUGAUACUUUAGGCUUUUGUACGCGCGGGGUUACUUGCCGAUUCGCCAAAGCGCAUCUGGAUGCGGAAGGUCGAAAUAUUAAAUCUGCAGAAUAUGAUGAAAGUAAAGCGCGCACAAGCGUUAAUGGCAUUACAUCAGAACUACAGGUGCGUCUCAGAAAACGGGAGUAUGAUUUCAGCCGCAGCAAACAAUUGGUAACUCAAGCUGAUAAAUUACGUGACGACAGGAAACAAAAAUUAGAAACGGGUAGUGAAACGCCGAGCGUGGACAAAGCUGUUGUCGAGCGUGAAACUCCUGCAGUGGAGGCUACUGCGACCGAAACGUUAAUUACGAUAGAAAAACCAAUAGGUGCGGCUGUGGAUGAUGCAGAUACAGUUGGUCGCGAUGUUGCGCAGAAACCAGCAGUUAAUUUUGCAGAGAAAUUAAUACUUUCUCCAUUAACCACUGUUGGGAAUUUGCCGUUUCGUCGCAUCUGCAAAGAGUUUGGCGCUGAUAUCACUUGCGGCGAAAUGGCUUGUGCAGUACCCAUCGUUAAGGGACUCACACAAGAGUGGGCGCUUACAAAGCGGCACGUUAGCGAAGAUGUAUUUGGCGUGCAAUUGUGUGGCAAUAAUCCGAAAAUAAUUGCUCAAGCAGCACAAUUGCUGCAAGAGACCACUUCUAUCGAUUACAUCGACCUAAAUAUUGGUUGUCCCAUUGAGCUGAUAUAUCAGCAUGGCGGUGGUAGUGCGCUCAUGAGGCGCACAAAUAUCCUAGAGACAAUUGUGCGCUCAUGCUCGGCUUUAUCGCCAAAAAUACCAUUUACCGUGAAGAUGCGCACCGGUGUGUAUGCAGACAAAAGUGUGGCGCACGAGUUAGUGCCGUUAGUGGAGGAGUGGGGAGCAGCAGCGGUGACGUUGCAUGGACGCUCACGCGAGCAACGCUACAUGAAGAGCGCAAACUGGCAGUACAUAGAGGAGUGUGCAGCUAAAGCGAAGCGUAUGCCAGUGAUUGGCAAUGGUGAUAUAUUAAAUUUCGAGGACUACAAUGAGAAGAGAAAAACAGCACCACACGUCUCCUCCGUAAUGAUUGGGCGCGGCGCACUAAUCAAGCCUUGGAUAUUCAAAGAAAUCAAAGAACAAAAACCCUGGAAUCCAAGUUCAACAGAACGUUUUGAAAUCUUACGUAAUUAUGUGAAUUAUGGCUUGGAACAUUGGGGUUCUGAUACGAAGGGUGUAGAAAAUACACGCCGUUUCUUACUGGAAUGGCAAUCAUUCCUCUACCGUUAUAUACCCUAUGAACUCUUACAAUAUCCACCACAACAAAUAAAUCAACGUCCACAAAAGUUCCGAGGACGUGAUGAAAUGGAGACUUUAAUGAGUUCGCCCAAUUCUGCCGAUUGGGUACGUUUGAGUGAGAUGCUGUUGGGACCAGUGCCAGAAGGCUUUGAAUUUGUACCAAAGCACAAGGCUAAUGCCUAUUAGUAUUUAGCAAAACAGUAUAUAAGGACUGUAUGACUUAGCAUAAUCGUUAGACACGCAAUUUCUACACACAACUAUGGAUGUGCGAGGAAUAUAUUAAGUUUGACAUUUAUGUAAUAUCUACAUAAGUACACAUGUAUAAAAAUAUAUUGAAUAUAGGUAACACGGUUUUUGAAAAUAAAACAUAGUACAGGUUCAAGGA
Messenger RNA from Anastrepha obliqua, 2112 nucleotides. RefSeq names its product tRNA-dihydrouridine(47) synthase [NAD(P)(+)]-like (gene Dus3). Lineage: Eukaryota; Metazoa; Arthropoda; Insecta; Diptera; Tephritidae. The coding region runs from base 99 to 1913 and encodes 604 amino acids. The record is from RefSeq and is a predicted model, not a curated record. Gene Ontology annotation, molecular function: metal ion binding; flavin adenine dinucleotide binding; RNA binding. The transcript has 6 exons. Gene Ontology annotation, biological process: tRNA processing.